UAAUAUGUGACAAGAACAGAUUUACAUUGUAUGACAGACAAGGAGCUCACUAAUGUGCGAUAAAGACAGCAAUUGAUUUCAAUUCUAUUAUCUUAUCGUUAAUUUCAGUGUUAAAGUUUUAUUGACGAAAAAAAUUAAUUAAGGAACAAACUUUUGCAAUUGUAUCUCCAUCCCCUUCUUCAUCUCUUUAUUAUCUAUGUCUAAUCAAAUAAUGUUGUUUGUAUAACAUUGAUGAAACACAGUUUUGUGUUGCAUAUAUUGUAUUCAUGAUCUACUAAAUCGUAUUAAUAAUAUGAAAUAAAUUAUCAUUAAAUUUAAUAGCAAAUUUGACAAAAUAGUAAUACUUUAUUGAUAAUAUUACACAUUUUAUAGAAAUGGUGUAAAUACUAGAAUCAGAAUAAAAAUGACAACUUUUCAAACUCAACUUUUAUAUGCUUUAGGAAGUAAAAUAAAAGUUCUGUCAGAGUUAAAGAAAGUGUUUGUUCGUCCUUUGAUACAAAUUGCUGUAAAAACAAUAAAUCAAGAAUACAUAGAAGAAGGCAUAUUAGAUAGAAUAAGUCAAAAAUACAAUAUACCAGAUGAAACUGUGGAUGAAUAUUAUUCAGUCAUUUUUACAAUAUUAAAGAUACAUUUAGGCACAUUAUCACAAAAUAUAAAACCUGCAGAAUUUAAACAAACAUUAGAGGAAUUAAAAUUAUCAUCAGAAUGUAUUGAUGAUUUAUCUACAGUUGUAUAUGGUCAGAAGCGACCAGAAUUAAUAUUAGGAUUAAUACAGAAAACAAAAUUUUAUCCGCAUCUAAUAGGUUGCAAGUGGCGUAUUGAUAUUACUAUUUCAUCUAGCAUAUUGAACAGAGUCUUGGAACCACAUAUUAUAAUGGAAUGGAUAUUUAAUAAUGGAAAGCAUCAAAUAUUUGAAUUGUCAUUAUCAAAAUUUCACCAACUGAGACAUGCUAUAGCAACUAUACUUGUUGAUAUGCAAAAGAUUGAGAAACAAUGUGCUUCAAAAAAUAUUCUGUGUAGUUGAUGGUACAAAAAUACCAAUAUACAUUAUAUAUGUUUUUCAUUGUAACCUUGUGCAAUAUUGUAUUACAAAUAACAAAUAAGAUGUAAAAUAUUCUUUGUACAACAUUACAUGUAAUAACAUAAAGAAUUAAUAAAAUCAACAGACUUUUC
Messenger RNA from Frieseomelitta varia, 1173 nucleotides. RefSeq names its product COMM domain-containing protein 5-like. The coding region runs from base 404 to 1024 and encodes 206 amino acids. The record is from RefSeq and is a predicted model, not a curated record. Lineage: Eukaryota; Metazoa; Arthropoda; Insecta; Hymenoptera; Apidae. The transcript has 4 exons. Gene Ontology annotation, cellular component: nucleus.